GUCAGGACCCCGCUGCGGCUGCUGCGGCUGCUGCGGCUGCUGGAGCCCCGGACUCGGAGGCGGCCGGGGCGCUGCAGGCGGCUCUGCGGGGCGUGGUUUGGACCCGCAGCAUGCGGCGCAUGUACACGCUCGUAGAGAGGUGCCUUCGCCACGGUGAGCCGGUGCUGCUGGUGGGCGAGACGGGCACCGGCAAGACCACCGUGUGCCAGCUGCUGGCGCUCAUGCGCAAGCAGCACCUGCACAUCCUCAACUGCAACCAGCACACCGAGACGUCCGACUUCCUGGGCGGCUUCCGACCCACCCGCGGCCGCGAGCGCGCGCUGGGGCAGUUCCGGGCCGCGGCGCUACGUGUGGCGGCCAGCCCGCUGCUGCAGGUGCUAGGCGUGGCGGCGCCGCUGGUUCCUGAGGAGAUUGGGCCGCAGGCCAUUACACCGCUGCUGGCGACUGUGACGGAGGCGGUGGCAGCGGCGAGCAAGGCGCUUGCUGAGAUGGACGCUCGGGGCCGGCGGGAAGCUAAGAAGGCCCUCAAGGCUGCGAUCAAGGCCGCCGCAAAGGCUAACGGCGGCGGUGGAGGAGCCGGGGAAGCUGGACCCGCUGACUUGGACGAGCAGCUGAAGGUGCUGCAGGCUGACGGCGCGGCGGCGAGUGCUGCGGCGACGGAGGCGCGUGCGCCGUUUGCGUGGGCGGACGGUCCGCUGGUGACAGCGAUGCGGCGGGGUGACAUGAUCCUGGUGGAUGAAAUCAACUUGGCGGAGGAUGCCGUACUGGAGCGGCUGAACAGCGUGUUGGAGCCCGGCCGCACCCUCACGCUGGCGGAGCGCGGUGGCGAGGGCGCCGAGGUGGUGGUGGGCGCGGAGGGCUUCCGCUUGCUGGCCACCAUGAACCCCGGCGGUGACUUUGGCAAGAAGGAGCUGUCGCCCGCGCUGGCCAACCGCUUCACCACCAUCUGGGUGCCGGCCAUGGAGGACAUGCAGGAGAUGCGGGCAAUCCUGGAGGCGCGGCUGGCAG
Messenger RNA from Astrephomene gubernaculifera, 1008 nucleotides. Lineage: Eukaryota; Viridiplantae; Chlorophyta; Chlorophyceae; Chlamydomonadales; Astrephomenaceae. The record is from the annotation of a GenBank genome assembly.